CAUCAUUUUGGUUAGCAGACGACAGCAUUGUGCGCGAGCAGGCGCGUUGUGCUCUUCCUAUAGGUUGAAAGCAUUCCGGUUGUGUCGUGUGUGUCGAUGCAUUAUAUCCACCCUAUGUCCUGGCAUGGAAUCUCGCGACACGUGGUUCUUCCUGAAGUUUAAGGCUACAAGGACGUGGAGUAAGCGACACGUGCCGGUUCCAAUACUAAAGUUCUUCUUCGGUGAGCCUGGAACAUAUCGUUGCCUCAGGGUUUUCUUCGGGUUCGUCUUCGGUUUGUUCAUGGGAACAUUCUUCUACAAAGAAAUCGUUCGCAAGAUGUUCACCACUGAACUGACGCUUCGAGUCAUGGGUACGACAGUUGUUUUACUGACUGCUGUCGGUUAUGCAUCCUCCGCGAGAGCCCGAGCCAUAUCUUGGCUCAUUGUACCAUUUCUCUGCGGCAGAGCUGGUCGAACCAUGUUGGUCACCAUCAGCGUCUCCCUCGUGCUUACCGGUCCGCUUGAGAGCAUGAUGCUUAACAGCAAGGCUGCGGUAGAUUCUUUCAUGUGCCUGGGAGCCCUCUCGUUCAAUCACACUAAGGAGAGACUACUUCUGAUGUAUAAACCCAUCAAGCGAAUCAUAUGGGAUUUUGAUAAACAAGCCAAAGUAAUCCACAACGCUACGUCACAAAUAGACAAAGAAGUACAACCAAUAGAAAACGAGAUAAGCGCUGGAGAUGAAGUGAAGAAGCUGGAGGCCGACGCGGACUAUGUUGAUAAAGUGUCUGAUUCCGAGUCACGCACUCAGCUAGUGAGAGAUAAGUACACGAACCUGAGCAAAGAACUAGAACUAGGCAAAGAGUACGAGGAAGAUUAUGCAAAGAAACUCGAAUUGCGCUGCGAAGGAAUAUUCUCCCAGGGAGUUAGAGGCUGUCGCCUCGCAUUCAAAAAGGCUGAAGAACGUUGUUUUGAAGCGCUCUGGAUUCUUGGGUACCUUCUGUGUUGGCCCAUGAAACUAACAAUAAUCUGUCACCUUGUGAGCACAUUUUUGGGCAAGCGAACCUGCGACGGCUUGGAACCAAUCAACGCUGGGUUUGGACAGAGCAUUGCAGCGAUGAAAUCGGUGAAACGAGAAUUUGACAAGAAUUUUCGCGUCAACGUCCAGUAUAAGCUGGUCCUUCCUGAGGACGCCAUUAACCUGAUUAGCCCGGAUGAUUUGAAGAAGAGCGUCAACAAGGAGUUCGAGCGCCGCCGGAAACGUGUGGGAAUCGUUGCGACAUUUCUCAGCCGGGUGUUUGCUGUGGUUAUUGCUGGCGUUAUACUCGAUGCCAAGGGAUACGUUGAAAACUAUUGCGAUGACAUCACUUUUGACAACGUUUACAUCACCGAGUAUUUCGCUAAAAUAGACGAUCGCAGGCAAUUACAGGGUCUUCCGACGCUCUUGCCUUUGAAGAGAUACGAAGCGAUAGACGUGUACGACCCCACAACUCUGUCGUUGUCACGCGUUGAGUGGAACAUUGUGAUAAAAGGCUGCGUUUCGGAAGUGGUCCACAUAGUCUUCGGAAGCGUCAUGCUGGGUCUCGACCUGUUGCUUUAUGACGUCUUGGAUAUUAUACGCCGCAAUGCUGAAGUGAAAUUUGUGCAAGAAGGCUACCACCGCAUCGCCCUGCAGGUGUUUGGCACCGGUGCGGUGAGCAACCUUGUGCGGAAGAUCUUCAAAGAGUUUGACGUGGAGGAAAAGCUGGAACGGAUAUCCAGCAACGCACACUGUUUACCCAAGCCUGUCCGAACGUCACGCUGGUUGAUCGCAAAAUUGUACUUCACUUACGCUGCCAUGGUGGCGCUGGUGUUCGCCCAGAUGUACUCGCAACGGCUCAGAAGGGUCGUCUGCUCUUACUUUUACAGGAAAAGGGAGAAGAAGAGAGUACUUUAUCUCUACAAUAAGAUACUGAAAAGACGUGUCGGGUACUUGAAAUACACGAGGCAUCGAAUUCGGAAGCUCGUGCGAGAACGAGAUUUCGACCUAAAUGUCGGCUGGUUCGAAUUCCUACGCAAGGUCACCCCGAGGCUGUACAGGGUGCUGCAAUUCUUGGGUAUCACCAAUCAGCGAACUUGUCUGGUAUGCGGUGAUCCCGAAAAUAGUGACUUUUACAUCUGUCCAACAACCGUUUGCCAGUGCAUGUACUGCGGUCAGUGUUGGGAUGAUAUAGGGAGGUGCUAUGCGUGCGAAGAAGAGCAAGAAGGCGAAUCCUCUCUCAGUGACGAACUUUUCCCGUUACAUUAAUCGCAAACGUCAUCAUCCAAGAAGCAGGAGAGGGAACAUCGCUUUUCUAGAUAUCGCCUUUGCGUACGUAAGGGAUGGCGUUGGUGGUUCUGCGCAUGCGCAAUACAUAGACAGAGCUUCGCGCAUUGCGCAGAACCGCUAUACGCUAUCCCUCGUACGCUAAGGCGGUUGCGUAUACGAUGCACUAAAACUCUCUAUUGUUACCCGAAUUUAGCGUUGAGUAGUCUACCAAGGUGUUUUCUGAUAUUACUUCCUCUGUGAGAGAAUACUGUUUCCUUGUAUACUCUCCUUGCAUACAUAUACGUUCUUUUUAUCAAAUAUAAACUACGGGGUUUGUAAUGAAGAUGGAAUGAAGAAAUGAGCAUUUGGGAGCUAAACGGUACAUUAGAGAACGUACUGUGCGCAAAAAAAAAAAAAAAAAAGGAAAUCAGAUAGCGUUCUUUGUGGACAAAUCGUGAAAAUUAAAAACCUGCUGCCCUCUUAGUAACUGCUAAGCCUCGCGUGUAUGCUUGUUUGCGUAGCUUCGUUGCAGUAGAAACUCUCUUACGAUAUUUAUUGUGCCGCGUUCUUAGAACGCAACGUACACUUCUAGCAAAUAUGCCUCCUAGAACUAGCUUCGAAGCGUGACCGAUGCUAAAGAAAAUGGCGGAUGUAAGUUAAUUGGGAAUGUGUAAGAAAGAGCUGUUUUUAAUUUUUCUUAAUUCACUGAAACAAAACUUGAAGUUGAAAAAAAAAAUUACACGAUUUUCUGCAUCCACGAAUCGUCGACGAGGACGAAUUCCAUACAGUAUUUUUUUAAGGAACUGUAUUUCUUUCGCUCCUUAAAAAAAGAAAAAAAGAGAAAUUAUACCUUACUUGUUUUGGGUAACCCAGCGUGUAACCCUGCAGAUAAAAUCCUGUAUAGUACUCCA
Ornithodoros turicata is the source of this 3174-nucleotide messenger RNA. RefSeq names its product E3 ubiquitin-protein ligase DCST1-like. NCBI's taxonomy places the organism in Eukaryota, Metazoa, Arthropoda, Arachnida, Ixodida, Argasidae. Bases 125 to 2263 code for a protein of 712 amino acids. The transcript has 17 exons. Gene Ontology annotation, cellular component: membrane. The record is from RefSeq and is a predicted model, not a curated record.